Messenger RNA from Candidula unifasciata, 1542 nucleotides. The record is from the annotation of a GenBank genome assembly. NCBI's taxonomy places the organism in Eukaryota, Metazoa, Mollusca, Gastropoda, Stylommatophora, Geomitridae.
AUGGAGUUGUGCUGUUUUCAUUUGGGAGGCUGGGAGGCGUGUUUGCUGCUAGUCCUCGCUGUUUGUUUACUUUUGUACAUAUAUGGCAAACAACCCUAUGGCUUGUGGGAGAGGCUCGGUGUACCAGGUCCCAAACCGUCAAUCUUUCUUGGAAAUAUUCCAGAUUUGUAUGGUUCCCAAACGGCCAAGGUGACUUAUGCCAACUGGCAAGCCAAAUAUGGACGGACCUAUGGGGCUUAUUACUUUCGUAAACCAGCGCUUGUCACAACCGAUCCAGAACUCAUCAAACAGGUGCUGAUCAAAGACUUCGCCAACUUCAGGGAUAGGUUUUCUCAGGAUGAUGAUGCUAUGAUCAAUAAUCAAGUUGAUACUGGAAUAUUUUUUACCAAAGGUGAAACAUGGAAAAGAAUUCGGGCACUGUUCUCUCCAUCGUUCAGUAUCACAAAGAUCAAGGCAAUGACUAAUGUUAUCAACAACAGUGCUAAACGAUUGGGCCAGCAUGUGUUAGAAAGUGCCAAGAAAGGAGUUCCUUUGGAUGCGAAGCUUCUUUUUGGUGCCUUUGCAAUGGACGUGGUUACAAGCACAGGUUUCAGCAUCGAUGUGGAUUCCCUGAAAAAUCUGGACGAGCCGUUCACAAAACAUGGCAGAAGUUUAUUUAUCUACAAGAAAUCAAUCAAGCUUGUAUCCCUUCUAGGAUGCUCAUUUCCAAUGAUUGCUCGUCCCGUUGCUAGAAUUUUAAACAGUGGGUUUUUUAAGACAGAAGACAUGGAAUUUUUCAACGCAAGCAUCAGAAGAAUGAUAGACGACAGGAGAAGUGAACCUGAUAACGUUAAACGAGUUGAUUUUCUACAGCUUCUCAUUGAUGUCAUGGAUCGCAACCCAGAAGAUGCCCAAACAUCUGGACAACUAAAGAAGGAGGAGGUUGUUGCUCAGGGCAUCAUGCUAUUUAUAGCUGGAUAUGAGACAGCUUCGAGCACUCUACAGUUUCUCUGUUAUGAACUGACCAGGCACCCAGAAAUACAAGACAAGCUGGUGGCAGAAAUUGGUAAAGUCAUUGGAGAUCAGGAACCCAGUUACGAUGCAUGUUUAAAUCUGAAAUAUACUGACGCGGUAAUCAAUGAAACAUUGAGAAUGUACCCCCCUCUGUCCGUUCUUACUCGAGAAAAUGAAAAAGCUACAACACUUAAUGGAAUCAGUCUGCCACCAAGAACUGGGAUUGCAUUCCCACUGUACCUCCUUGGGCGAGAUCCAGAAUUUUGGGAAAACCCUGAUGACUUUAACCCAGAUAGAUUCAUUGAAGAGAACGAUACUCCACACAUUGACCCUUUUGCCUUUAUUCCUUUUGGUGCUGGACCUAGGAUCUGUGUGGGUAUGAAGCUGGGUAUUCUAGAGAUGAAACUAGCCUUAAUCCACGUUCUGCAGAGGGUGGUUCUCACGAAGGCGACCCCAGAUAAGCUCCACAUUAUAGACUUCACAGCCAUCCUACAGCCAGCGGAACCAAUCAUGAUACACGCCACACCCCGGGAGACAGCUAGUGAGUGA